AUGGACGCACCCAUCGAAAAGAAAGACGAGACACAGAGACCCGACGUUGAUAAUGGGUUAAAAGCUCAAGAUCGCAUGGCUCGCUUCAAGGCACUCCAGGCGCGAGCAAAGACUUCGUCGGAGAAGAACCUGAAAGAGGCGACUCUCGAAUCACAAAGACUAGCCACAGACCCUAGUCAACUCACCGCCCUACAUCGCAAACACGCCAUCGCAUCACACAAACUACUCAAAGCAGAUGUAGAGGAGUCUGGAGGGGAUUUCGAGCGAAAGCGCGCGUGGGACUGGACUGUUGACGAGAGCGAGAAGUGGGAUAAACGAGUCAAGAAGAAGUCGACACGUCGCGACAACAACGCCUUCGCCGAUCACACACAAGAAGCGAACAAGAUAUACAAACGACAACUCAAAAACAUCGAUAUGAACCUGGAUCAAUACGAGAAAGACAAGAAGGCUCUUAUUGAGAAGGCAGCGGCAUCGGGCGGGCUGGACAUUGUCGAGACCGAAGACGGCGAGCUUAUCGCGGUUGACAAGGAUGGCUCAUUCUACUCGACUGCUGAUUCCACCACAUUUGCACAAAAUAAACCAGACAAGGCAUCCGUCGACCGUCUGGUGGCAGACCUACAGAGAGCAGAGGAACAGAGACUGAAGAAGAGAAAGGAGAGAAUGGCACAGAACGGAGACGACGGAGACGUGACAUACAUCAACGAGAAGAACAAACAGUUCAACCAAAAGCUGUCCAGAUUCUACAACAAAUACACUGCGGAGAUAAGGGACAGCUUCGAACGAGGAACCAUGAUUUGA
Molecule: messenger RNA, 798 nt
Organism: Fusarium sp. VM40
Lineage: Eukaryota; Fungi; Ascomycota; Sordariomycetes; Hypocreales; Nectriaceae
Source: the annotation of a GenBank genome assembly